Molecule: messenger RNA, 6046 nt
Organism: Neoarius graeffei (lesser salmon catfish)
Lineage: Eukaryota; Metazoa; Chordata; Actinopteri; Siluriformes; Ariidae
Gene: grip1
Product: glutamate receptor interacting protein 1
Exons: 24
Coding region: 115-3522 (1135 amino acids)
Biological process (GO): neurotransmitter receptor transport, endosome to postsynaptic membrane
Molecular function (GO): nuclear glucocorticoid receptor binding
Source: RefSeq, a predicted model, not a curated record
GGUGAGGAGCGGAGCGGAGCGGAGGGACAUGCGCGCGAGCGGACCCCGGGUGGAGGCGGUGAUUAUGCGCUCGAGGCGGCAGUGAAGGCUUAGCGCGCGCUGCAGAGGAACAUCAUGCCGGGCUGGAAGAAGAACAUCCCCGCCUGUCUCCAGGCCGAUCAGGAGGGAGAUGAGGGGCCCUACACCAAACACUCCAACGCCUCCAGACCUCCAGAUGGAGCGCUGGCCAUCAGAAGACAAAGUAUCCCAGAUGAGUUUAAGGGCUCCAGCAUGGUGGAGCUAAUGAAGAAAGAGGGCACCACCCUGGGCCUGACCGUUUCAGGAGGCAUCGACAAGGACGGCAAGCCGCGCGUCUCCAACCUGCGGCAGGGCGGCAUCGCAGCCAGGAGUGACCAGCUGAACGUCGGCGACUACAUCAAGUCGGUGAACGGCAUCAACCUGACCAAGUUCCGUCAUGAUGAGAUUAUUAGUCUGCUGAAGAACGUGGGUGAGCGAGUCGUGCUCGAGGUGGAAUAUGAACUACCGCCUGUUUCCGUUCAAGGUUCAGGUGUAAUGUUUAAAAAUGUCGAGGUGACACUUCACAAAGAGGGAAACACAUUUGGAUUUGUCAUCAGAGGAGGCACCCAUGAAGACAGGAACAAAUCUCGCCCUGUUACCAUAACAACGAUCCGACCUGGUGGCCCUGCUGACAGGGAAGGCACAAUCAAACCUGGGGACCGGCUGCUGAGCAUCGACGGUAUCCGUCUGCAUGGUACAUCCCACGCAGAGGCAAUGAGCAUCCUCAAGCAGUGCGGCCAGGAAGCAACACUCCUCGUCGAAUAUGACGUGUCCAUCAUGGACUCCAUAGCCAGUGCUUCUGGUCCUCUCCUGGUGGAAGUAGCCAAGCCUCUGGGCUCCAGCCUGGGAGUGGCUCUGUCUACCUCUAUGUACUGCAACAAGCAGGUCAUCAUCAUUGACAAGGUCAAGCCAGCCAGCAUCGCUGACAGGUGCGGGGCACUGCAUGCUGGUGAUCAUAUCCUGUCAGUAGAUGGCACAAGCAUGGAGUAUUGCACGCUGGCUGAAGCCACCCAGCUCCUAGCCAGCGCCUGUGAGCAUGUCAAAAUGGAGAUCCUUCCCCAUCACCAGACUAGACUGGCCCUUAAAGCCUCAGAUCACGUCAAGGUGCAGAGGAGCAACCGGCCACUGCCCUGGGAGUCUGGCACAAACAACAACAGCAACUUCCUUCCCUACCAGCACUAUAACACCUACCACCCUGACCAGUCCCGCAGCCAGGCCAAGCAGAAAACUUCUCCAAACAACCCCCCCCUGGGCUCAUCUUUUUCACCCACCUCCAUGAGUGCCUACAGCCUGAGCUCCCUCAACAUGAGCACACUGCCUCGCAACAUGUAUCCCACAAGCCCCCGGAGCACAUUGAUGAGGCGUAAACUGAAGAAGAAGGACUACAAGAGCUCAUUGUCUCUGGCCUCCAGCACCGUGGGCUUGGCCGGACAGGUGGUCCACACAGAGACCACUGAGGUGACCCUGAUCAGCGACUCCAUCAUGGGAUUUGGAAUUCAGCUCCAGGGAGGGGUGUUUGCCACCGAAACGCUCACUUCUCCUCCGCUCAUAGCGUACAUAGACCACGACAGCCCAGCCGAGAGGUGUGGAGUCUUGCAGAUUGGAGACCGACUCCUGUCCAUCAAUGGGAUCCCCACAGAGGACAGCACACUGGAAGAGACCAACCAGCUGCUGCGUGACUCCAGUAUUACCAGCAAAGUCACACUGGAAAUUGAGUUUGAUGUAGCAGAGUCUGUUAUCCCAAGCAGUGGCACCUUCCAUGUGAAGCUACCAAAGAAGCCAGGAGUGGAACUGGGCAUCACCAUCAGCUCCCCAUCUAACAGGAAGCCAGGUGAUUCUCUCAUCAUCUCCGACAUCAAGAAGGGCAGCGUGGCACACAGGACGGGGACUCUAGAGUUGGGGGACAAGCUCUUGGCCAUCGACAACAUUCGCCUGGACAAUUGCUCCAUGGAAGACGCUGUCCAGAUCCUGCAGCAGUGUGAAGAACUGGUCAAGCUCAAAAUCCGUAAAGAUGAGGAUAACUCAGGUGUCCUUCGUCUAGGCCGUGUUGAUAUGGACGCCCGUGUGCUGUUGGCCUGUGUUGCAGACGAGCAGGAGAGCUCUGGUGCCAUCAUCUAUACUGUGGAGCUGAAGCGCUACGGGGGCCCACUGGGCAUCACCAUCUCAGGCACUGAGGAGCCCUUUGACCCCAUAAUCAUCUCCAGCCUCACCAAAGGCGGCCUGGCUGAGAGGACCGGGGCGAUCCAUGUUGGGGAUCGUAUCCUGGCCAUUAACAAUAACAGCUUGAAGGGGAAGCCGCUGAGUGAAGCUAUACACCUGCUUCAGAUGGCUGGAGAGUCUGUUACUCUGAAGAUCAAGAAACAGGGAGAAUUGGCAAGUCCUAAACAGCCAUCAGUGACUGGGCAUCUGGGUGAACUGAGUGAUGCGGAGGAUGAGAAUCAGCAGAAGCCAGGGAAACUGUCAGACGUCUACUCCACCACCAUUCCCAGUGUGGACAGCGCCGUCGAGUCCUGGGACGGUUCAGCUAUCGAUGCCUCCUUCAGCCCUCAGGCUCCAACAGGCUUCCAGGCAUCGGGCUACAGUUUCCACAGCCACGAAUGGAGGAACGCCAAAGUGAGUCGUGGCAGUGUGUCUCCAGGCAGCAGCCGUCAGAAGAGCACCAUCCUGCAGGACCUCGGCCUCAGUGAUGAUGAAUGGGACAAACCCACUGCUAGCGGGUUCACCGUGGGUCACGAUGGCACAGAGCCGGAUCAGGAGGAGAACUUUUGGUCUCAGGCGCUGGAGGAUCUGGAGACCUGCGGCCAGUCUGGGAUCCUCCGCGAACUUGAGGCCACCAUAAUGUCUGGCAGUACAAUGAGUCUGAACCAUGACCCGGCACCUGCACGGUGCCAACUGGGAAGGCAGGCCAGCUUCCAGGAACGUGGGAGCAACAGGUCACAGUAUAACCAGGGCAACCGUAGCAACACGCUUCCCAGCGACAGUGGACGCAAAGCCUUUGCAAUGAGGAAAAUGCAGCAAGAGAUCAAGGACAUCGUAUCCCCAAACCCUGUGGAGCUACACAAGGUGAGUCUGAGUAAAGAGUCCGACAUGGAGGACUUUGGCUUUAGUGUGUCCGAUGGGCUCUUGGAGAAGGGGGUCUAUGUCAAUAACAUUCGCCCAGGUGGGCCUGCUGAGGUGGCGGGGCUCAAACCCUACGACAGGCUGUUACAGAUCAACCAUGUCCGAACUAGAGACUUUGACUGCUGCUUGGUGGUUCCUCUGAUCGCAGAAUCAGGGAACAAACUGGACCUUGUAAUCAGCCGAAACCCAGCCUCAGCCGAAACCUCACCCUCAGAACUGAACCAACUUCCUGGUGAGGAGCCUGUGGGCUGGACUGACUCAGCCGAGCCCCUCCCUCAGGAGGCGGCCCAACAGAACUCCAGGCUGGCGGGGUCAGAGGGCAGAGACCCCAACAAGACCUUAUAGCAGAACCCCAUCCCACCCUCCCCAGCACAGGCUCAAGUGCUCCUCAUGGUGCUAAGUGAACUCCUCCCAACGUACACCAACCCCCUGCUGGAGUGAGCUGGAGCUCUUCUGGUACAGUAUAUAGCACACAGUCUCUUCCCUGAGCCACAGCAUGAGCCACACACAUUGAGAGGGGUCCUCCGUACACUUGCUGCCUGCGUGUUUACUCCUGUGAAAAUGACACUGGUGAUUACAGAGGGAGACCGUACUGACCUCUGAGAUGAUGAUAUGAAAAUCGAAAACUGAACCAGUGCCAUCCCUCGUUUUUAUUGCCAAUGAACUUUUUAACGGGAAACAGUUAAGCAAAAGAAGUAAAGGGAAUCUUUAAGACGUUUACACAUGAUUAUGGACUGGCCGCUGUGUGUGUGCGUUCCUGUGUGUGUGUGUGUGUAUGAGUAAACAGGACUUCCUCCUGUGAGUCUCGGCCAGAGCAAACUCCACAUUCUGUAUUCCGUUUGUUCGAACCUCAGCUGUUCUCUUUGUCUCCUCCUCUUGCUCCUUUCUUUUGUAUGUGUAUGUGUGAAUAGUGACUCCCCCCAUAAUUCCUCACAAGUGAUGCCACGUGAUGUCUCACUCAGCAGGAAAAAGCGUUCAGCACGAGCUCAGUGAUGUGAAUCUGAUUUUCCCAACAUGGUAAAAUGCUAGUCAGCCCCAGUGGGUUGGGUGGCACAAUGCAUGAGACCUUUUGUGAACUAUUUUGUCAUGGUAGAAGUGUGACUGUACAGAAAAACAAGCACUCAAACAACAACAACAAAAAAAAGGAUGAAACAUUAAGGUCAUCAUUUGAUUCCCGGGUUUAAUCCAUCCGAAUAUUUGAAACUUAAAAUCAUAAUAUUAAAUUAUGAUCAUUUCACCAUGAUGUUAAAGAGGUGAUGCUUGUCUUAGGCACCUUAUCUUAGAACUGGACAAAAGUCUAUUUUUUACUAAAGGCAAAUUGAUUAUAAAUGAGCAAUGUGCGAAGCUUGAGUGAUGGAAAAGAAGGAUUAAGCAAUCAGCUUGCCUUACUAUUCGAAAAUGACUGGGAAGACAUUGUAGUAAAGAUGAUGUAUUUUGGUUUCCGAGUCUUUAUUACGUGUGCGGUGCGGGCAGAAAGUAAUCCCCCAGGCUUUGUGUCACUUUUUGGAAAUGUCUAUCGCUAGCACAAAGCAGAGAGACCAAAUAUCCAGUCCAGAGUGUCCCAAAUCUGUCUCGUCUCAUGCCUGUUCUGGACGACGGAGCACGGGAUCAGUGUCUAAGGGCCUUGAAUUGUUGCAGAGAACAGUCCCAUAUCAGCCAGAGCCAUUACAAGUCAAUGCAAUGUUUUCAGCAUAAUACCGAAAUCUACGUUCCAAACAUGGGUUUUCAACUGUUUGGAGAAUUUUUUAACCACCACUCUAAUAUUUAAAAAAAAUAACAAUAAUAAGCAGCAUGAAGUUGAGAGAUGUGAGCAGCCCGAAAACAACUUCUAGUCUAUAGUUCUCCCUUGUUUAAGUAAAUAUGAACUUAUACUAAUCUACUGUAUGUGGUACUGGUAUGGUUUUGUAUGUUUAAUGUGUUUUUUAUUUUCAGAGGGCAUUCGCCCAAAGGGUGUACAAACUAUUUGUAAACAGAAACAACAAGAAAAGAGGAAAAAAAAAAAAACCAGUGGCACUUGAGUGUUAAAUCAUGUGAGAAUGAGGUUCUGACUGGCAGAACAUCAUUCAACGAGACAUUUCGUAUAUAUAUCUAAAAAAAAAAAAAAGCUGUAGCUCUAUUCAGAAAAAAAAAUUAGAAAAGGUAAGACUACUGCUUAUGGCAGCACAUACUUCACCUGUGUGUGUGUGUGUGUGUGUGUGUGUGUGUGUGUGUGUGUGUGUGCACGCGUGCGUGAACUGUAGCUUGUCUGUGUUCACACACUCUUGACUACUCACUAUUUAAAAUGGCACAUGAGAGGUCCAAUCUACUUUUCGAUCAUGCCCUAAUCAGGGUGAUGCUCACCUGGCAUUUCUUUAGAGACUUUUUGAUUCUGGAGCGACUGGGUUCUGUUCCUUCAGGUACCGGUACGGGUUCAUUCCCUGAUCUCAUGCACUGGAUUUGAGAUCUUCUGUUGUCGUUUUUGACGUGAAAUUUUUUGCCUGUCAUGGUCAAGAUUUUCCUGUAAGCAUUGUGUCGUCCGAUACUCAGCUUUUCCGUGGCAGUUUUUCCACUGUGUUGCUGCAAAUGACGUGUAAUAACAUGCACAUAUAUUUUGUUGAUGCCUAUUUUUUCCCCGUUUUAAUGUUCAUUUUGUGUGAUCAUUUUUUGUGGAUUUAAGCACUGCCAGUUAAAAUAGUGGGUACCCAUUUUCACUGUAUGAUGAAUUAAUGACUCAAUUUCACUGUUAGGUCCCUGAAAUAUUGUAUUUUUAUUUCUAAUGGACAGGCAUUAUGAGCUGUAAAGUAUUUUUGUACAAAUUUAAUACUUUGUUAGCAUGAUAUUUAUCGUCUAUGUAUAACUUUGGGGAUUCCUACAGCUGUAAACCUUUAUA